Chenopodium quinoa (quinoa) is the source of this 1461-nucleotide messenger RNA. Its product is annotated as E3 ubiquitin-protein ligase MIEL1-like. Bases 311 to 1111 code for a protein of 266 amino acids. The transcript has 12 exons. Gene Ontology annotation, molecular function: zinc ion binding; ubiquitin protein ligase activity. Gene Ontology annotation, cellular component: nucleus. Gene Ontology annotation, biological process: protein ubiquitination; ubiquitin-dependent protein catabolic process. The record is from RefSeq and is a predicted model, not a curated record. Lineage: Eukaryota; Viridiplantae; Streptophyta; Magnoliopsida; Caryophyllales; Amaranthaceae.
GCUGCGAUAAAAAAAGAACGGAGGAAGUAUGUUUUAUUUUAUUUUAUUUUUUUUCUUUUUUUUUAAAUAUUGUCUGUAAAUCUGAUGAAUAUUUUAAUAGGGGAUGUCCAUUGUUUCUUGAUAUACUCAACCCCUUUUCUUCUUACCAGUUUGGCUUUCUCAUUUCAUACUCUAUUAUUCAUUUUUGGGUUAUUUUGAGUUACCCAAAUAAUUCAGAUUCAUCCCCUCAAUCUUUGGAGACUUUUUGCCCCCUUUUUUGGAUUGAAAAAGUAUCUAUUUUUCUGGGUUUUUCUUCAAAUUUAGCAGAUUUAUGGAGGGCUUUUCUAAUGAACGCUUCGAUUUUGGGAGGAUGGGUUAUGGAUGUCAGCAUUACAGAAGAAGGUGUUUGAUUCGAGCUCCGUGUUGCAACGAGAUCUUUCCUUGUCGCCAUUGCCACAACGAAGCCACGAACAUGUUACGCAACCCAAUGGACCGGCACGAACUCGAUCGACACGAUGUUAAGCAAGUUGUUUGUGCUGUAUGCGACACUGAACAACCAGUGGCACAUGUUUGCACGAAUUGCGGUGUUAAUAUGGGGGAGUACUUUUGUGAGAUUUGCAAGUUCUAUGACGAUGAUGUUGAUAAAAUGCAGUUUCACUGUGAUGAUUGCGGGAUUUGCAGGGUUGGUGGCCGUGAAAACUUCUUCCACUGCAAGAAGUGUGGAUCUUGCUAUUCUGUAGCGUUACGUGAUAAUCAUUUGUGUAUCGAGAACUCCAUGCGUCAUCACUGUCCCAUAUGUUAUGAGUAUCUUUUUGACUCGCUUAAAAAUACAACUGUCUUGACUUGUGGGCAUACUAUGCAUUCUGAUUGCUGUCAAGAGAUGCUGAAGCGCGAUAAGUAUUGCUGCCCUAUAUGCUCAAAAUCAGUUAUUGACAUGUCUAGAACCUGGAAGAGAUUAGAUGAGGAGAUUGAAGCCACCACCAUGCCGGAGGAGUACCGCAGCAAGAAGGUUUGGAUUCUAUGCAACGACUGCAAUGAUACAACAGAGGUUUAUUUCCAUAUACUAGGCCAGAAAUGUAGCCACUGCAAGUCUUAUAACACCUGUCAAAUUGCGCCUCCAGUCCUUCCUUAGAAUCGUUGAACGUAUGAAACAGACAGAGGCUUGCGUUUUUCCUUGGCUGCUUUUAGUAUGGAUGAUACUCAUUUUCCCUUUCUUUCUUCUGUGCUUCAAUCAUUGUGCAAGCUAAGUUAAAUCACUGAUUUGCACCAUUCAUCAUGAUUUGGACUAAUAUCAUUUUAUGUUAUGGCAGAAGCAAUUCUCAACUUAUUUUUUCAACCUGUAAAUGAAUUCAAAGGUAGACAUACAUAUAAUGAUGUAAACAUCUGUUAAUGCUUAUUGUUCACUACUUCCUCUUCUUACACAAGGGCCAAGGCCGUCACCUUUAAUAGAAGAAAAAUUCUGAACUUUGAUGCAAAGUAUAA